UAAUUUGUGCAUGUGAGAGUGAGAAGGAGCCCGAGCGAGAGUUGUAUAAUCUGUCCAUUUUGUGUCUCCCCUCUCCCUGCGUCUCUUUGUGCCCCCACCUGGUUUUCAUGCGUCACGGGAGUUUAUAAUAAGGAAGGACCUGUGAAAAGUUGUGGACUGAACGGAACACACGGAACUCCUCCCGGUGACAGAGCAGGAGCAGUCCUCGCAUGUCUUUCAGGCUGGAACGAAGCUCAGAUUUGGACCCAAAGCAUCACUGAGAGUGUCAGUGUGCAGGAGAAUUUUGGAGCAUGCAGCUCGGUUCACUGAUCAGGCUCUGUGUGCUGUUGGCUUCUGUGGAGGUCACAACCUCCACAACCAAAGCUGCCAAGAGGAAGGCGGCCUCUCGUAGGUCCAGACAGGUUUUUGAGGUGGAGCCUGUGGAGGGCGUGUGGUCCCUCUGGGGGGAGUGGUCAGAAUGUUCUCAAACUUGCGGCGUAGGUGUCUCACUGAGAAGCAGGCUGUGUCUGGCCCCUCCACCUCCUCAGACCCGCCCCUUCUCCCCACUCAAUUGGGCAGGAUAUCUCCCUGGGGGCAACGGACGCCCUGCGACCUCACCUGUGAGCCCAUACUACCAGUCUCGUCACCCUGGGCAACAUCCAUCGUAUAACUCUCCAUCAGUCUCCACCAAUAACAACCCAGGAUUGCCCUUGUAUCUGAACUCACCUGCUGCUGCUCCAGGGCAACCUGCCCGCUCGCUUCCUUUUUAUCAUCCAGAUUUUCCCUCAACCAAUCAAGAUGCAGUUUCUUCUUACCGCUCCCCCUACCACGUGCCUUCACAAGGCUACAACCAGCCACCAAGAGUCUUCAGGAGGCCACAAAACCCAGGAGCAGAGAGAGCCGGAGCAGGUGGGAGCAGACGCUCAGUCUCGACCAAUCGAGAGGUUUCAACUUCAAGGAGGCCUUCCAGUAUCCGUCCAGGUCAGUUUGGAUAUGGCAAAGUUCCUUUCUCUCUGUCCCUGCAUCGGACCAAUAGGCAGGCUCGCCACACGGUUAAUGGCACUGAUGAGACCCUGGGACUCAACAUGGAGAACAUUGUGGCAGAGGAAGAGCAGAUGGGUGGAGAUGAAAAACUCAUAAAUACGGGGAGGGCUGAGGAGGAAAAGGGAGAGCUGGAGAUCAGUGAAGCCCUUGGCACUAAGGAGGAACCUGAAACAACCACCGACAGGCCCCGCCCACACGUGGAUCCAAGAUCACACACACACACUGCUUCGGGGAGAAACAGAGUUGCAUCCCGUGUCCCCGUCUCCCGCUCCCAGUCCCCCUUCAGUCACCGCCCUCAUUUUGACUGGAGCUCAGUCACCGCUCCUCCACCGCCUGUGCACUCUUUCUCCCGCUCUCGUUCCUCACCUUUUGCUUCACCUCUCCACCGCCCAAGCCAAGAGCACAGAGAUAGGGAGCUACACCAAGGCUUCAACCCCCGGGCCCCGCCUGAUGGCAAUGUCUACCCUUUCCAGCACUCGCAUGCGUCGCACCUGGGGGUCGAAUCAAGCAGACACGGCGCUUCUCAGGUGUACAAAUGCUCAGGGCCUGAGAGGGAGUACCGCAGAUGCUUCUCUCAGGUGUGCGGAGGAGGUGCGCUGGACUCCAGAGCAGAGCAGUGUGCGGCCUUUAACACCCAAGAGUUCAUGGGUCGCUUCUACAAUUGGGAGCCUUUCACUGAGGUUGGUGAGGACAAACAGUGCGAGCUGACCUGCAGACCUGCUGGUUAUAGAUUCUACGUCCGUCAGGCAGAGCGAGUCAGAGACGGGACGCCCUGCUUCAAUGUCAGCACCAACGAUGUCUGUAUAGAAGGACGAUGUCUGACUGAGGGCUGUGACGGGGUGCUGGGCUCCAGCACUGUGAUUGACAAGUGUGGAGUGUGUGGUGGGCAGGACUCGUCCUGUCGAAAAGUGACGGGAAGCUUCCAAAAUGCUACCGUUACCCUUGGUUACCACAAGAUCCUGGACAUCCCAGCCGGAGCUAGACUCAUUAACAUCACGGAGAGACGUACCAGCCCCAACUACCUUGCUCUGAGGAGUGGCACCGGGGCAUCAGUGGUAAAUGGACGCUGGGCUGUGGACCCUCCUGGAGAGUAUAAAGCAGGUGGAACUACUUUCACCUACAUCCGACCCAGGGUGCAGUCGGAGGGGAAGGAAGGGAGAGGAGAAUCCCUAAGGGCUCCAGGACCCACCACAACACAGCUGCAACUCUAUGUUAUUUUCCACAAAGACAACCCGGGCAUCGACUAUGAGUUUUACAUGCCUGUGGAGAAAAAGGCAGAAAAGGAAAAGCUGACGGAGAGGGAAAGGGAACCCCCAGUGGAGAUACCCAGAGAGAGGCCACGGGAGCGAGACACGGCGAGGGCACCCCUUCGCAGUCCCCUGACUGUAUCAAUAGAGGACCCACCUCCUGCUUCUCCUCCUAUUUCGGGCCCUUCCUUUCCCUCCCACUCUUCCCCCUCCUCCUCAUCCUCCUCCUCGUCUGUAUUUUCUCAACCAUCUUCAGACCGCUGGACACCUGAGAGGACGCGGCAACGAGGAUCAGCGCCCAACAGGAAUGCGCGGAUCCCUCCUCGCACUGACCUGCCCCCAGACACUCAGCUGCCGUUUGUGUGGAGGAGAGGUGGCCUUACGCAGUGCUCUGCCUCCUGUGGCAAAGGUUUUCAGCAUAGAGUCAUUAUCUGUGUGAAUCGGCAAACAGAUGAAGAGGUUCCAGAGAGGAAGUGUGACUCUGCAGCCAAGCCUGUUCCCGAGGAGGAGCCGUGCAACACACACUCCUGCCCACCAUUCUGGGAGGUCAGUGCGUGGUCGGAGUGCAGUGUGUCUUGUGGGCCGGGCAUGCAGCAGAGGCAGCUCCAGUGUCGGCAGAGCUUUGGAAAUCGCUCCACUAUGGUCCAUCCCCAGCGCUGUGCUAAUCUCACCCCACCACCGUCAACACAGGCCUGCCACCUCCAGCUCUGCUCCCACUGGGAGGUCGACUCCGAUUGGAGCACGUGCUCAGUGGACUGCGGUGUCGGUAAACGGACCAGAAGUGUGCGCUGUGUUAGUGAUCAAGGCGGUGUGGUGAACGACAACGAGUGCAACUCCAGGGUCCGCCCACAGGGAAGUGAGGAGUGCAACAUGGGCCCCUGUGUCACCAACUGGUACUUCACCGACUGGUCCAACACUUGCUCAGCACAGUGUGGCCCUGGGGUGCAGAAGAGAGAAGUGGUGUGCCUUACAAGAGGUGGGGUCAGGGAAGGUGAAGGAGGAGGGGACUGUGUUUCCGAAAAACCAUCAGAGCUGAAGGCCUGUAACAGUGGUCCAUGUGUGCCAACGCUCACAUGGUUCAGUAGUCCUUGGACAAAGUGUAAUGUUCCAUGUGGGGAUGGAACCCAGCGCCGAGACAUUAUUUGUGUGAAGAAAAUGGGAAAUGACUUCACUGUUGUGCCCUCCACUGAGUGCGCUCAUCUAGAAAAGCCCGUUGCAGUCCAAGAGUGCCAGAUGGGAGAGUGUCAGUCAUCAUGGUUCACAACAGAAUGGAGCGCGUGUUCACGUUCUUGUGGGAGGGGCUUGCAGGUGAGGGAGGUUCGAUGUCUUACACCAGACAAAACGCACAGCCAAGCAUGCGAUGCCAGCAGCAAACCCGAACAGGAACAGGCCUGCAACACAAUACCCUGCGGCCCACAAGUCACAGAUAAAAACUGUAGGGACAGACGGGAUAACUGCAUGAUGGUGGUGCAGGCCAGAAUGUGCGUGUACCCCUACUACAAAACUGCCUGCUGCGCCUCCUGCACACAGAGUGCUCAGCGGGCCAAGAGACAAUGAGCAGCUACAGAGCGUCCUGCAGUGAACGCAACCAAGAAUGAGCUCAGAAUGCCGGAUGACCCCCGAGAGAAGGAGUCUUUAAAAAUGGACAGAAAAGACUUGAUUUGGCAUUCAGAUAACAUUUAGCUCUUUAUUCCUGAGUCUUCAGGAGAAAACAUGUGAAAGCAGCAAGCUCCUUCUUCCACAAGUCAGUUGAAUCUAAUUUAAUCUCCACUUUUUUUUUUUACAACAAAUUUACUAUGUGUAUGAACUGAUGCAAUGAUGGAGUCUGUUCAUCUCUUGGAAGCUCAUUUCGCUGGCUGUUAGGUCGUAAAUGAAAGUGCACGCUUAGACUGUGUUUCAAGAGCAGAUUUAGCUUCUAUCUAGAUCCCCACAAAUCCAAAGGAUCUUGAAUUUAGAUCAGUCUGACAUGCAUACCACUACUCACAAGUUAAAUUGUUACCACAUGUGCCCGACAAGCCGUUGUGCCGAAGGUCUCCUGGAGCCGAUCUUUGCAUGCGUGUCCCCCAGCCAACCUAGAAGGAUCUAUUUACAUGUCGUACGUAUUGUACUGUUUGCCAAAAAGAUUUCCUCAAGUGUCCUUUAAAUCAGUAUUUGUACAGGUGAACCAAAGGGGUGUGUUGACCAAAAUAGGUUGCAGUUACUAAAUAGAAAACGGAAUUGAUAUGGAUGUUAAACAGCACGACCUCUGUGUUCAAUGUUCAGUUCUAGGAAGAGAAAGAUAUUUUAUUUCUUGAAUCCAAUUAGUUUUUUUUUUAGCAAUGACGCAAAAAAGAUUAAAAUAUAAGUUUUGUAAGAAAAGGUGGUUUUUAUUUUUGUAGAUGUAAGCAUGGCACCUUUCGGUCAACAUGUGGCACGGAAAGGAUUUUGAAAAAUAACAACUUCCCCUGUUUUUUGUUUUUUACAAAAUAAAAGCAGCAAUUUAUAGUUUAGACUUCACUUAACAGCUUGCUGUUCCUCUUUAAAUUUUCUUUUUUUUAAUAUUAAAAAUAAAGCACAGUUUUUAACUUGACAGUCAUUACAGUAAUAAAAAAUAAUUGCUAGACAUCACCUUUUUGGAAGAAAUGUUAAAGAUUGCUCAAGAAUUAGAGAACCCCACUAAGACUGGACAAACACAUAUUUCCGUAAUGUCCGAUUAAAAAUGCAGUCAAAUUUAAUUCUGCUUUGACUAAAAAACUUUGCUUACUGAAGGGGCAACUUCUGUAUAUGUGUGUAAUUAUCAUUAUAAGUCAUUUUAACUUGCCUUCCCUUCACACAUAUGCAUGCACACUCAGUCAAGGUUUAGGAAACUGUAUAUUUGCCGAGUAAGUUUGAAUGUUCAUAAUUGCCUUGCUGCGCUUGUAUGUUUUUAUAUAACUGAGAAAAGUUGUACGCAGUGUUGGUGUAGGCUUCACGCAUUCGUAUCUGUCAUUUAAUUGUUGCAUCGGUCAAAAGAAGCUCUGUGACGUCUAAUUGUGCGCUGGUUUUAUAAAUGUUUUUGUCUGUGUCUGUAUAGUUUUGUGCCGCACAGCUGUGGCUUUGAAUGUUUCAGUUUCGUUUCUAAAUCCUUGUAGUAUAAAUUACAUUUUAUAAGUAUAUAAACAAAACAAAAAGGAUAGUAAUUUAUCUAUGAUAUGAAGAGCAUGUAAUUUAUUUUUAUUUUUAGGAAUUUUUGUUAUCACCAGAGUUUGUGACAUUUUUUGUAUCUUAUUCAAAAACGGACAGCAGCGUGCGAGGAAUUAUUAUCUUAAAGCUUAAGUUUAAAUAAACCUGAAAUUACAGAAAAA
Messenger RNA from Oryzias latipes (Japanese medaka), 5593 nucleotides. It is a transcript of the gene adamtsl4, whose product is annotated as ADAMTS-like 4. Gene Ontology annotation, biological process: proteolysis; extracellular matrix organization. Gene Ontology annotation, cellular component: extracellular matrix. Lineage: Eukaryota; Metazoa; Chordata; Actinopteri; Beloniformes; Adrianichthyidae. Gene Ontology annotation, molecular function: metalloendopeptidase activity. The record is from RefSeq and is a predicted model, not a curated record.